UAAAGUCGGGCAGAAUCUUCAAGCUUCAUCCAUCAGUCUUGGUAUCCAUUGAAUGUGAUCGCAUAAGCAGGUCGCAAGGUUUAUUUACGCACUUACCAGGAUAACAGAGGCAGAGGAUAGCGCAUCUUCUGACGUCUCUCAAAGGGGCUCGACUUUUUUCGCAUGGAGGCUAAUACGUGAGGCCUUCUACAGGCUGCAAUGCCUGCACGCAAAACCGAACUACCACCACAUGGCCAUAUCCAGACAUUACUUGCCAACAAUCCGUGCACGCCCACGUCAACAUUAGCACAGGUAAAUAUGCACUCCUCUGUGCUCCUCACAGAACUCGUCGUAGUACGAGAAUGGCACCAUGAAGUUGUCCCACAACCGCAACAUCCACUGGCAGAGGCGACCACAGGAUACUGGAAGUUUACAAAACAUAAUGUUGCAUAUGGAGAGCCGCAAGUGUCCUUGGAUCGCUAUUAUUUCAGUGACAAGCUAUUGCAAAUGAGCAACAGAAUGAGGACAGCGAGGAUCCCGAAGGAUGGCAAGGAAGCCUACAUUGAAAAUCAUGGAAAUCAACAUGCGCAAGAGUAG
Suillus fuscotomentosus is the source of this 576-nucleotide messenger RNA. RefSeq lists its product as uncharacterized. The coding region runs from base 199 to 576 and encodes 125 amino acids. Lineage: Eukaryota; Fungi; Basidiomycota; Agaricomycetes; Boletales; Suillaceae. The transcript is spliced from 3 exons. The record is from RefSeq and is a predicted model, not a curated record.